Molecule: messenger RNA, 678 nt
Organism: Schizosaccharomyces osmophilus
Lineage: Eukaryota; Fungi; Ascomycota; Schizosaccharomycetes; Schizosaccharomycetales; Schizosaccharomycetaceae
Gene: rum1
Product: CDK inhibitor Rum1
Exons: 1
Coding region: 1-678 (225 amino acids)
Source: RefSeq, a predicted model, not a curated record
AUGGAGCCUACUACUCCGCCUUUGCGGCCUGUAUGUACUCCAACUACUCCAGAGUCACCAUCGAAUUCCAAAAUUGAUCUUGAAAGCUACUUUGACUCUGAGACGAACGACUCAAGUACCAGGUAUACUGGGUUACCGAACGCCGAAGCUUCUUGCAAUGGGCUCCCACCCACACCUGCGAAAACUCCCAAAAAGCGACUGUUUCCUUCUUUACUUCGAGAACGAAACAAUCAGACGCUCCCACUCAUCGAAGAAGAUGCUGAUAAUAAUCCGUUUUUGGGACCUCCUGCGUCAGCUGAGGUGGUUGCGAAACGGAAACGUGAGUUGGAAGCACCUCCAUCGGAUGGUUUAUUUUAUGUUUUCCGCGGGAAAAAGGUGAAAAAAAUGUUCUCAGGAGGAACAGACUCGUCAUCACUGAAACCCAGACGACUAUUUCCAGAAGCUGCAAGCAGUUCCACAGCAACGCCUUUCUCUCGCACGAUGGAGACUUCUCAGCAACCUCACAUUGGCGUUCUUCCUCCAGACUGUAAUCAUGAACAAAAGUCCUUGUAUGGAUCAUCAUCUCUUUUUGGGUCAGCCACUGCUGCAUCAUCACCAUUCCGAAAUCGUGGUUCCCAUCCACCCCCCUCUCAUACUUCUUCAUUUAACAAUGGAAGGAACCACCAACUUCCGAGGUGA